AUGGCGCCGACCGAAGCGAAACCUGCGGCUACGGAGACCCCGGCCGCCAGCACUGUGGGGGCGACCGAGCCUGCCUGCGAGAAAGCGCCUGAGGUGGAGAAGACAGUGAACUUCUCUGCAGAAGAGCAGAAAUCGGGAAACACCGUGCAGGAGCAAGCGGCAGAGAAGCAAGAGGCGGCGGCCUCUCGCAAUGGCGCGGCAGCGAACUGCAAGCGCAAGAGGGGCGCCCUUGACGAUGCCUUCUUCCCCAAGAGAAGAGACGAAAUGACCCAUGAACAGUUGAAACAGAGAAUCAAGAGACAAAUCGAGUACUACCUCUCCGACGAAAGCCUCACCUACGAUGCCUUCUUCCAAGGCAAAAUGCGCGAAGCCGCGCAGCAAGGCAAAGGGGAGGCGCUCGACGUGCGCUUCGUCCUGAGCAGCCCUCGCAUCAAGUCGCUCAAUCUGACUAAGGCGGAGAUUCUGGCGGCGAUUGCGGACUCGAAGCUGGUGAAGGUCAAGGAGGACGCGGACGGCACCACGUGGCUCCUGCGCGAGGCCUCGCUGCCUGAGCUGCAGGAGCGCGUCCGCUCCGAGGGUGGCGCAGAGCGCAGCCGACGAGAGGACGGCUGCCGCGCGCCUCAAGGCCUCGGCAAGGAUCCCCACGCCGCAGGAGUUUUCCUCAAGCUCUGCGGUUUGCCGGAGAGCGUCCAGCAGUGGCAAGAAGUGAAGGACGCGAUCAAGGAGCAUCUGCCUGGAGAGGUCUUUGUGAAAUUCGUCUCGAAGGUUGAGGAGGCGACUGUAGCAUCGGGCGAGAAGACGCGUCGGUGCUGGAUCUACUUGGCGCCGUUCGAGAACGACCGCGAGAAUCUCGAGAAGGCGCAGCCGAUCAAGAUUCCGCUGGGAGGCGCGCACGCAGAGGCUUCAGUCCUGGCAGAUCACGAAGUCCGCCUUUGCAUCCAAGAUCUGCCGCCUCGCAUCCGGACUGCGCGCGAGAAGGACUUGCAGACUCUGCGGCGGCAGCUCGCGGCGCUUCCGCUCUCGCUCGGGGGCGUGCCUUUUAAGAGCGUGGAGCACCUGCGCACGUGCGUCGCGGAGUUCCUCAAGAAGACCCCAGUCGAUCAGGCGCUCAAGCCGAACUCCGCCGCCGAGAAGGCCGUGAAGAGUCUGCUUGACUUCCACCCCAAGGCCUACGUGAAGAAGGGCGGCCGCGACAAGGAAGUCGUCGGCAUCAAGGUCGGCCUCCACGACAAACUUGACAGCCAAACCGGCGAACGCACCAAGUGCUUCUUUGUCGUCCGCAAAAAGAAGGGCGCCGCCGAAUCGGACGAAGCGGAAGAGGAGGACUUUUCUGUAAGCAAAUGCAUCUCGGAGCUCGCUAAGGAUCCCCCGUGCGACGCCGAGGAGUUGAAGAAGCUCCUGCAGCGGCGCUACGAGUCUGUCGCGCAGCAGCGCGCGCACGCCGCUGAGCAGGCGCAGAAGCGCCGAAAGAUCCGCGAGGAAGCCGCGCGCGUGACGGGCGCCGGCGCAGCGGCAGACGAAGCCAAGAGCGAGGAGGCGACAAGCGCAGAGGCCCAGCCGGCUGAGAAGCCCGAAGCUUCCGCGUAG
Besnoitia besnoiti is the source of this 1587-nucleotide messenger RNA. RefSeq lists its product as uncharacterized. The transcript has 6 exons. NCBI's taxonomy places the organism in Eukaryota, Apicomplexa, Conoidasida, Eucoccidiorida, Sarcocystidae. Gene Ontology annotation, molecular function: RNA binding. The record is from RefSeq and is a predicted model, not a curated record. The coding region runs from base 1 to 1587 and encodes 528 amino acids.